CCCAACAAUCAUGGCAUCCGCCUACCUCGGCCCUGAAACACAUCGGCCUCUGUCGGUGAUAUCCGAAAGUUUCCAGUCUCGGUACCGGAUACCCAGGUUGAAUUCAUGGACCGCCUACUUUUUAUCACGGCCACGCCCUCCCGACUACCAGCCAAUCGCUUGACAGUCCAGAGAAGCGGGGCGGAGCUUAUGGCGACCCCUCAAGAGACCAACCUGAAAUACAUCAUGGAAAUGUGCCCGGACGAACUGAGCGAGCUCCGGCGGACUUCGCUUACUGACGAUCUGUUUAAAUGACCUGCCCGGUUUAUCUGUAUGUGAUGAGUGUGUGUAGUAAGUGUGUGAGAGAGUGUGUGUUUGUGUGUGUUUUU
Molecule: messenger RNA, 368 nt
Organism: Aplysia californica (California sea hare)
Lineage: Eukaryota; Metazoa; Mollusca; Gastropoda; Aplysiida; Aplysiidae
Source: RefSeq, a predicted model, not a curated record